Messenger RNA from Penaeus indicus, 618 nucleotides. Its product is annotated as conserved oligomeric Golgi complex subunit 4-like. Lineage: Eukaryota; Metazoa; Arthropoda; Malacostraca; Decapoda; Penaeidae. The record is from RefSeq and is a predicted model, not a curated record. The transcript is spliced from 4 exons. Gene Ontology annotation, biological process: Golgi organization; retrograde vesicle-mediated transport, Golgi to endoplasmic reticulum. Gene Ontology annotation, cellular component: COG complex. Bases 1 to 300 code for a protein of 99 amino acids.
AUGGCAAAGAGUCCAUUAGAUUUACUUUAUUUCAUCAUAAGAUGCACGUUAGGAGGAUUGCAGCUUGACCGUGAAGUGCGAGCCAUUGUUGGAUAUUUGUCCCAAGUCUCAGAAUGGAGUGUGAGGGAACAGCUGACCAGACUGACUCAGAUGGCAACUCUACUCAACUUAGAAAACUUAGCAGAAGUUUCAGAAUACUCGACCACAACCACGUGGAGACUAACACCUUCAGAAAUGAGAAAAGUCUUGCAGCUUAGGGUUGAUUUUAAAGCAGACGAGAUCAAGAGGUUGAAGCUGUAACAUGUUGUUGUUUUGUCACUUACAUAUAUGUAUAUUAUAUUUGUAGCAUUGUUAUUCAAUCAUAAAAUUCCUGCCAUAAUCACCAAAGAAAGGUAGUUCACUUUUUCUUACUUUAUUUUCUUUUUCUUUUUUCUUUUAUAUUAAUGUUACUGGUCUGAUUUUUUUUUCAUAGCUGUGUUAAGAUUUUUUCACCUUUUUUUGCCUUGGAUUCUAUUUGUGCAAAUAUGAUUAAUGAUGGGGUAUGGCUGAUUUUCUCUUUGGUAAAUUGAUGUCUUCUAUUUAUUUAUGUUAAUCAUAUAUAAAGAUAUAUAUAAAGCA